AUGGUGGGCUUGUUCGCUGGAAAUACCGAUACUUCAUGCGCUUUUUUUGAAAAUGAAAUCAUUCUUGGUGACCCUAGUUCUUCUAAGAACUCUUGCACGGGUGGUCAAGGUGAUGUUCAAGCAAAAAUGGGAGCCUCUGGAAGGGAUGUAUGUCGUAGUGAGUCCACUGAAGUUCGGCCGAUAUCGCCUGUUGUUAAUAUGUUCAGACUAGAUGAAGACAAAGUUGAUUUAGACGACGAUGCACCAAGUUUUCCGCACAGCGAAACCAAAGGAUGGACAAAAUUACUGCAAGAUAUUCCUCCGUUUACCCACCAAAAAUUAGAAAAUAAAAUGGUGAAUAACAGCCGCACAAUGCCUGACAAAAUAGCGCCAAAGGCUCAUAGGAACAUGAAGAAAGGAUACGGCCUUUGGAAAGAAGGUUAUGUCAAUAAUGUUCAAGUCAAGGCAAACGUCCAAUGUAAAAUUCAACUGUUUCUGGUUAAAGCUAGUUAGUGCAUCCAUGAAGAGUAUAAGUUACCCUGUUUAUGUUCAUUUAGACCAGAAGAGUGGCGAAGUCGAGUAUGCAAAGUGCACUUGUAAAGCAGGGCAAGGUGGCUGUUGUAAACACGUUGCUGCUUUGCUUUACACUCUGUUGGAUUUUGUUAACUUGAGUUUAAGUAUGAUUCCUGAAGACCUUACGUGUACACAAGUCGCUCAAAAGUGGAGUAUUCCUUCUGGCUGCCGUAAAAAUUGA
Paramuricea clavata is the source of this 733-nucleotide messenger RNA. The record is from the annotation of a GenBank genome assembly. NCBI's taxonomy places the organism in Eukaryota, Metazoa, Cnidaria, Anthozoa, Malacalcyonacea, Plexauridae.